AAAGCUCCGAAUCCGUGUCUUAAAUGCGUAUCGUGAAAUUAAUACCGUUCCAAGGAAGAUGCUGAGAGAACUGCGGAUACUCCGAAUUUUUACGGUCAGGUUUCGAGUUCUCCUUUAACGAUCGCCUCUGUAAUACUGACGGAGGAAAUGGCGACCGACAUCGAAGAAUCGGACACCGAUGAUCACGAGAGGCCCACUCCGUCGAAAAGGCAGUGCACGAGAUUCGUUAAGGUCAACGAGACGUUUCAGGAUACGGUAAUUGAAAAGAGUUCGAGCGACAAAGAUGAGACUACACAACGUACAGACAACAUAGAAUACGACGAGGCGGAACUGCUUGCGAGGGAAAGGUUGAGAAGGUGGCAGGCGUGCCAAGUGGCUAAGGGAUUCGUGGACAAUAUCAUUAACAAAGUUUUAGAGAAUUAUAUUAUGGGAGCACCCCCUUCUUAUCCUCUCGAGGAAUCCAGAUUUCAGUUGUUCAGAGCAAACGACAUGGAAGACACGGCGAUUAUGAUGGCGAUUCGUCAUCACGGUCUGGUUCAGUCCGCGGAAUUGGUUCCCCAGUCCAGUGCGUUUUACAGUGAUAAAGCUCCAGGAUAUUGGACCGAUGUACAUUGUUCCUGUCCGUCUAAUCGUGUUCAAGGAAUCGGAAAUUUCGGAAACUCUGUAGCUACUACUUCUGCCAAUUCUUUGAGACUGAACGAUUCGACUGAUCUGGAAGAAUACAACGGACUAGAUUGGGAUUUGAAUAAAGUAGACGAGAGUGACCAGGAGGAGAACUUUUUAGAAAGAGCCGUAGCCGAGGCUAUCAAGAAAAAAGGACUCAGUGCUCUCAGCGUCGACUACGGUUGAGCACGCCUAAUAAAGUCUCGCCCUAAGAUAUGUUUAUAUAAUAGCGAUGCAUAUAAUUUUUUAUCUUUGCAAAUCUACUCCGAUUUGUACGAUCGACUUCAUAGAUGAUACUCGUCAGAAGUUGUUCAGAUAAUUUUACUAAGGAAAACAAACUCUGAUGAUUAUCUAUUUCUUUACCUAUCGAAUGCAAACGAAACCAGUCACGCGUAGAAGCGUAGCGUACGCGUACGCUGGAUUAAAAUAUCUUCUACGAGAUUUCAUUGAUAUAUAAAAGAACACGAAUGUAGUACAAAAUUUUCUUUGUAUUCCAAUGCACUUUUCAAGAUCAUGAUUCUUUUUAAGAAAUCAUGAUUUUUGACCGUUGACAAGAGCAAAGCAUUCGUUGAAGGAAGUAUUAUAAAUGCUAUUCUAAUAAACUCUGCAAGAUAUACACUGUACGUAUAACGCGAACGACUUUGAUUAGUUGUCAUUACGCUGUUCGGAUGUACUAAUUCAUUCCAUGUAGCAUCGUAUUGCUUUUAUCCAUUCCCGAAGAUGAAUUUCGAUCUUUUGUAUAUUGUAAUUGUUGCGUGAUACGUAAAGGUAGUUUACAUUUUAAAAUUAGUACCGUAUACAUAUUCUUUUAGAAAUAAGAGAAGGCCAUUGUACGUGAGAACGUCACUUUUUUUUUUUUUUUUUAUGCAAAGGCCUUCGGCAAUAUAUGUAUUUCAUAUCUGUAAAUAGAUUGUUACGUACGAAACGUAUAAAUAAAUUUCCAUUCACGUUACACGCCGAUAUGUAGCUCUAUGUAAGUCUUGCGUCGUAAGACAUGUAACGCGUUCUCGAUAAUUCGUAUUUCUAGUGAACUCUAAAUAAAGAAAUAUUAAGUAAUA
This is a messenger RNA of Hylaeus volcanicus, 1721 nucleotides long. RefSeq lists its product as uncharacterized. The record is from RefSeq and is a predicted model, not a curated record. The transcript has 3 exons. Lineage: Eukaryota; Metazoa; Arthropoda; Insecta; Hymenoptera; Colletidae. The coding region runs from base 148 to 849 and encodes 233 amino acids.